Molecule: messenger RNA, 5052 nt
Organism: Fraxinus pennsylvanica
Lineage: Eukaryota; Viridiplantae; Streptophyta; Magnoliopsida; Lamiales; Oleaceae
Source: the annotation of a GenBank genome assembly
AUGUGCCAUUACUGCGCUGCACAUUUCACGAUGUCAAAUAAUGGUAUGGAUCACGAGAACGAGAAUCAUAUAAUCCCAAACAGUGGGGCCACUGUCCUGUCUUGUGAGUUUUGUGGAGUAAAGAAAGAUUUACAGUCUGUCAAUCGAGAGAGUGCCAGUCCUCGUGCGAUGCCAUCCAUCAGCCCCACUGCAUCAUUAAUAAGCAGUGACAGUUCUAUUUCAAAUUGCAGUGACUUUUCAGUUGAUGCAAACUUUUUUGGCCGUGGUUAUGUAGAAGACUGCAGCACGGACAGCAGUCAAGAAGAUUCUGUUUCUGGUUCAAAAGGGCAUCUGGAUUAUUCAAACUCAUCAAAUAAAUUGAACGGUUUCCAUCGGACUGGUGUAGAAAAUGUAGGAAGCGGUGGAGUUCAGGCUGGGCGAGAAAUUAACGUGGAAAGAGUUGGUUCAUCUAUCGACAAAGAAAUUGGGAUGUCGGAUGAAAUGGAUGCUCAAUUUUGGCUUCCACCAGAACCAGAAGAUCAAGAAGAUGAUAACAUAGGUAGGGUGGAAAAUUACGAUGACGAUGAAGACGAAUGUGGGGAGGACGGUGUGAGAUGGGCCAAUUCGAGUUCUUUAAGCUGUUUUGGAGAAGAAGGCAGUGGGAGCUACAAGUUCAAAGAGGAAAAGCGUAAAGCAAUGGACGAGGUUAUGAAUGGGAAGUUCAAGGCCCUUGUUGGUCAACUAAUUAAGUCUGUUGGCGUUGCCUCUUCCAGAAAUGAUGGAGAAAAUUGGGUGGAUAUAGUGACUUCUUUAUCAUGGGAGGCUGCUUCUUUUGUGAAGCCUGGUGCAAACGAGGGUAAGGCAAUGGAUCCUGAUGGAUACGUCAAAAUCAAAUGUAUUGCAACUGGUUCCCGCAGCCAAAGUCGAUUAGUUAAAGGUUGCGUCUUCAAAAAGCAUGCUGCCCACAAACACAUGCCAACAAAGUACAAGAACCCUAGAUUGAUGUUAAUUAAUGGUUCGCUCGAUCUUUCUUCCAGUGGAUUAUCAUCAUUUGAAUCAAUGCAACAGGAGAAGGAUAUUCUAAAAUCUAUCGUUGAGAGGAUAGAAAUGUACCAUCCAAAUGUGAUUUUGGUUGAGAAAUCAGUUUCUCGUGGUAUACAAGAAUCUAUUCUUGCAAAAGGAAUGACGUUAGUCUUUGAUAUGAAGCUCCAUCGACUGGAGAGAGUUGCUCGUUGUACUGGUUCACAUAUCUUGUCAUCAGAUUUUGCUAGUGGCCAACAGCUUAGGCAGUGUGAUUCCUUUCAGAUUGAAAAGUUUGUAGAAGAACACAAUGUUUUAGCCGAAGGUGGGAAAAAACCGAGUAAAACAUUAAUGUUCCUUGAGGGCUGUCCCACUCGUCUUGGAUGCACCAUUUUGCUGAUGGGAGCUAAUGGCAAUGAACUGAAAAGGAUUAAAUGCGUUUUCCGGUGUGCAGUUGUCAUGGCAUAUCACUUAAUGCUCGAGACUUCUUUCCUUCUAGAUCAGAGGGCAAUGUUCUCGACUAUUCCUCUGAACAAGGAAAAUAAUGCUGAAACUGAUUCAUCGUUGUCAUUGGACAUUCCCAUUUCUGAUGGGUUCCAUGAAACUGGACCUCACAACCUAAUUUCACUAUCAGAAGGCAAUUCUUCAUUCUCAUUUGAGCCAUAUAGCCCGGCAACAUUUCCGGGAUUAUCUCUGUCAGUCUCUCUUAAAAAAGUUAUGGAUGAUAGUUUUCCUCUUUUUUCUGAUUCUUCUCAAAGUAUGUCCUGUCAGCUUGGUUUUGAUGGAAGGAAUCACGAAGAUCAUGUUGAACAUGAGGUGAAAAAAUCUAGUUCUGUGGAGGUAAUGGAUCAUGACGAUACAAUGCCGAUCUUAAGAUCUGAGGAACAGAAUUUGCUCUGUAAUGUGGAGCCACAUCUGCCACCAGGUUGUUCUGUAGAAUCUUUGGACACACUAGAUAAUAGCGAUAAAGCUGAAGACCAAAUGAAUAAUAAGGAUGAGAUCAGCUCAAUAUUGGAUUCUGAAAGUAUUUUGGUUCUGAUGUCGAAGCGGAAUGCUUCAAGUGGGACUGUUUGUGAGCAAAGUCAUUUUUCUCAUAUUAAGUUCUACCGUAAUUUUGACGAUCCUCUUGGAAAGUUUUUGUGGGAAAAUUUACUCAAUCAGGGACUCCAGUGCAAGACUUGUGGUAAACCCCCGGAGGGUCAUUUUUUCUACUAUGCACAUCAUAAUAAGCAACUAACUAUUCAAGUUAGACGUCUUCCUGAUGACAAAGGUCUGCCUGGUGAAACUGAAGGAAAGCUUUGGAUGUGGAGUCGCUGUGGUCAAUGUAAAUUUCAGAAUGGAAGCUCAAAAUCUACAAAAAGGGUUUUGAUAUCAACUGAUGCCCGUGGUUUAUCAUUUGGAAAGUUUUUGGAGCUCAAUUUUUCGAACCACUCGUCAUUCAAUAGUCCAUCCAGCUGUGGUCAUUCUUUUCAUAAGGAUUUCCUCUACUUCUUUGGAUCUGGUCCAAUGGUUGCAGUGUUCAAAUACUCACCAGUUGCUACUUAUUCGGUGUCUCUGCCACAUAAGAUGCUGGACUUUAACUCUUCGUUGAGAGGAGAGUUACUAAAGGAAGAUUUUAAGAAGGUGUUAGCAAAAGGGACUAAAAUGUUCUUGGAGAUAGAAGAAUCUUUGAAGGAUUUAGAAACUCAAUAUGUUGGUCGAACUCUGAACAUUCAGGGAACAAGUAAGAAGUUUUCUGAUAUUGAGGAGAUGUUAAAGCAAGAAAAAUCUCAAUUCGAGGUUGACAUUCAAAAUGCUGUUAAGAAUGGAUCUCGAGAUCAGCCUGCGUAUAAACUUCUAAGCUUGAACAGGGUACGAUUGGAGCUUCUGCUUGAAUCACGUGUUUGGGAUCAACGUCUACACUCAUUAUCAUCCGACCUUUUGGCAAGUAAAUCUAUCAAGCUACAAGCGCAAGAGCAAUCUCAGUUGAAAGAGGAUGGAACUGGUGGAGAAGAAGCCAAUGGGUCUGAUAUUAAGGUGGAAAACUGUGACAGUCCUCGGGAAAAUACUUCUGGAUUGGAAAUUAAGGUCGUUACAUCCAUGGAAGCAAAUGAUUUUACAAUUAAAGAAAUUCCAAUUGAUGGGCAAGUUGAAGAAUCUAGAGAACACGAUGAAUCAUUUCCUACAUCUAUUAUCACUGAUGAUAUUGCAAAGCUGACUGUAGAUGGAAUUAAUGGAAAUGUAUCGUCUGUCCAUUUCCUGGUGAAACCUAGUUUUGAGGUCCAUUCUGACAAUCCAGUCUCUGUUGGGAACAAUCAAAUAGAUGGGGGAAUACCGUUAGCUGCUGAUAUUGAAGUUGCUGGUUCUGAUUUGAAACAUCAGCAGACAACUACUAUGUUAAAUAACCUAGAAAAUGACAAGGGUUUGAUCUGGACUCCUUAUUCAGUAAUUCGACGCAAAUACAUGGACAACCUCCAGCGUAGUUACUCCCAAACAUUUGAAUCUUUAAGCCACCAUGCUGCAGAAUCUGUGGCUAAUAAACUGAUUACAGACGAGGGCUUGAGACUACAUAUUCCUCCAGGUUCUGAGGAUAAUAUUAUGUCCAACCUCCAGCAAAGUGACUUCCAAAAAUUUGAAUCUUUCAGUCACCAUGCUGCAGAAUCGGUGGCUCAUAAACUGAUCACAGACGAGAGCUCAAGAAUACAAAUUCCUCUUGGUACUGAUGACUAUUUUGUGUCCGACUAUGAAGAUGAAUUCUCGAGCAUAAUAGCUUGUGCUCUGACCUUAUUAAAGAAUCCACCGACUGCAUCUGAGGACCUAGUCGAGGAUGCCAGAAAAGAACGAGGAAUGGAUGCUAAAUCAAUUGAGAGCUCGCAGAGCCUGUCUCGUAUUUUCUCUUCGACUUCUAACUGGCCAUCUUUUAGUUCUUUGGAUUCCGACGGAAUCAAUUCUUCAUCAAGCAAUGCAUUAGAGGAGUCACAUUCAUCGAGCUUUAAUGGGUUGGAUUUGUUGGAUUCUUUGAAAUCUUAUGGUGCUGACCACCCGCAAAUCUCUAUGGGGUCAAAAGGAAAGCAUAAAUAUUCUGUCGUAUGUUUGUAUGCAAGUGAGUUCCAUCAGUUGCGAGACCGAUGUUGUCCUUCUGAAGUGGAUUAUAUUGCUUCCUUAAGCCGUUGUAGGAAUUGGGAUGCCAAAGGUGGGAAGAGCAAAUCUUUCUUUGCUAAGACACUUGACGAUCGAUUAAUAAUAAAGGAGAUUAAGAGGACAGAAUUCGAUUCAUUCAUGAAGUUUGCACCCAACUACUUUAAGUACAUGGAUCAGUGUUAUGAGUUGCAUAAUCCAACCUGCCUUGCUAAAGUUCUCGGCAUCUACCAGGUCAUCAUAAGAGCAACUAAGAAUGGAAAGGAGACCAAACAUGAUCUCCUGGUGAUGGAGAAUCUGUCCUUUGGUCGAAACAUAAUGAGACAAUAUGAUCUUAAAGGAGCUCUUCAUGCUCGUUUUAAUUCUGCUGGCAAUGGUUCGGGAGACGUUCUCUUGGAUCAGAAUUUUGUCAAUGAUAUGAAUGAUUCACCUCUAUAUAUCAGUAUGAAAUCGAAGCGUAACUUGCAAAGGGCUGUGUGGAACGACACUACUUUCCUCCACUCGAUCAACGUGAUGGAUUAUUCUCUACUUGUUGGAGUAGAUUCUCAACGUCGGGAACUGGUCUGUGGCAUCAUAGAUUAUCUCCGACAAUAUACAUGGGACAAACAAUUAGAGAAUUGGGUCAAGUCUUCGCUGGUUCCUAGGAACCAGCAGCCAACUGUCAUCUCUCCUAUAGAAUACAAAAAAAGAUUUAGGAAGUUCAUCGACACCCAUUUUUUGUGUGUCCCGGACCAUUGGUGCUCUCACAGAUUGAGUAACCCCUGCAAACUUUGUGGUGCCGGAGAGGAAAAUGGUUCUUUGCAUGCAAAGUCUCAAGAGCGUAGAGAUCAUGAUGAUGAUUCUAGACCUCUUGCAAAGUCUAUAGAGCAACCCACACGUGAAGAGAAAUCUCGUCCCAGUUCUCCAAAUCAUGGACGAAAUGGUUUUUCUGCCUGA